GGGGGGGGUUCAACGUUUUCAGGUAUCCCGCAUUUAAGUACCUUCCUGUCAUGACAUAAUUACUAUGGAAUCGACCGACGUAGUGUACCAACGCAGUGAUCCCUUACAUCUGACAAGGGACUUUCAUUUUGCCAAUCACUUCGGAUAAUCCGUUUAGCAGCUACCGUCAAUCUAAAAAAAAUCAGUUUGUCUUGGAUAUCGAGAGAACAUCGAUAAAUUUCCCGAGUACAAAGAUAACGGCGUGUAGAACAAAUAAUCGGCCAAUCGGCCGUUCACAUCGCCGCAUCUUCAGCAACAUCGCACCGAGGAGCCCAGUUUGAAGCGCGCGUCGGGUGUUAUUAUCGAGUUCGCCCACUAAAAGCCUAACGUUUUGACAUUUGACCGCUCGUCGCGCACGAAUCCAAGGUUGCGUUCGGAGUCUUCGAGGAGCGGAACGUGAAACCGAGUGAAAGGGUGAGGAGACGAAGUGAAGUGAGAGGGUGUUCUCGUGGAGUGCCAGAGUGAGCACGAUAGCACCUCUGGUGCCCUCGGCCGUGGGUCCCGAGGGGACGGACGCCAUGGCGGCCUCUUCAUCGUCGAGCGGCGAGCAGCAGUACUCACUCAGGUGGAACGACUUCCAUUCGAGUAUUCUGAGCACAUUCCGGAAUCUGAGGGACGAGGAAGACUUCAUCGAUGUCACGCUUGCCUGCGACGGUAAUACCUUCACCGCGCACAAGGUCGUUCUCUCGGCAUGCAGCCCGUACUUCCGGAAAUUGCUCAAGGCGAACCCAUGUCAACAUCCAAUUGUGAUUCUAAGGGACGUAGCGCCGUCCGACAUGGAGUCGAUAUUACGCUUUAUGUAUCAUGGCGAGGUGCACGUGGGUCAGGAGCGACUGCCUACCUUUUUGCAAACAGCGCAGAUGCUUCAGGUUCGAGGACUGGCGGAUGUCAACAGCGGCGCGGCGACCGCGAAAAUUCCGCCGCUACCGUCGUCGGCCGGCAACAACGGUAGCGCACCUGCGACACCUCGUAAUCCUUGGCAGGAUACUGGCAGAGAUCUCAAUGAAGACGGUAUGAGCCCCACGCCAAACAAAAGAGCCAGGAGCUACAGUCCGACAAUAGCGAACCACGUCGAACACAAGUCCGAUCUUCAAGAGUCCUUGCUAGGUCAGGCUCUCGAAGGUGGUCCUACAAUACACACAACACCCAGCAACAAUGUACAGGCACAAUCGACCGGUGACGACUCGAAUUCCAUAUCUGACAACGAGGAGGACGCGUCGAACAACGACAGCAUUCUGAACUCUGUAAAGACCGAGCCAAGUGAUAUUCUAAACGAUGCUAUGGAACACCACCGUAGUAACUUCCCUGCGGCACUGUUGAAUCUUCAAGGACUGAUACCUGGACCGUCCGGGAUUCACGCGGCAAAUCAGGAUUCGACCUACGUUCAACGACGAGGUUUGGAAUUGAUGCGAGUGCGCGCCACAGACCCUCGGCCAUGUCCGAAGUGCGGCAAAAUCUAUCGUUCCGCGCACACGUUGCGAACACAUCUGGAGGACAAGCACACUAUCUGUCCCGGUUAUCGUUGUGUUCUGUGCGGAACGGUAGCCAAAUCGAGGAAUUCUUUACAUUCGCACAUGUCGAGACAACACCGUGGAAUCAGCACAAAGGACCUUCCAGUAUUGCCUAUGCCUAGCCCGUUUGACCCUGAAUUGGCUUCCAGAUUAUUAGCGAAGGCUGGAGUUAAAAUCAGUCCCGCGGAAUUAAAAGCUCGCGCAAGUCCAACCGGGCCACGAAGAGGUGACAUAAGACUGGAAAUGCCUCGUGGAGGCGCUUCUUCCGAAGCCGGCAGCAGUGUAUGCGGCGGUGAUGAUCCGGAGGACCUAACUCUACCUCUCAGCCUCAGGUAUGGUUCGCCGACGCCUAACAACAAUACUGUUAUCACUAAGGUAAGCGGCAGCGGCAACAGCAAGAACACCACGACGACGGCGAUCGCUGCCAAGUCUCUCGACACGAUGCAUGGUAAUCGCGAGGCCAACAUGGCGCCGUUACAUCCGCCCGGUCAUUUCCCGGGUCACAAUACUGCUAGCGCGACUGGCUCCGCGAUCUUGGAUACCUAUCUGCAGUUUAUCGCGGAGAACUCGGGCAUGGGAUCAAUGACACUCAGUCCAGAGCAAGCGGCAGCGGCUGUUGCCCAUGCUGCCAAGAUGGCACAGAUUUCCGCUAUCGAUAAGCUCGGCGAACGUAUGUUGGAAGAUUAUCCAAUAAUCGGGAGAGACGAGGGUAGGGGAUCCGGGCUCGUUCAUGAGGACCGGCAGGAUAUGCUGCAAGGUAGGAACAGUGCACUAGCGGAAGGUGAGUCGUCAGGUGGAGAGGAAGAGGAGUUCAGCGAUAACGACGAGCCGGAAGUAGUAGUCAAGACCAAAUAGGUGGUACUGUGUGUUCUAAGCGAAACUACGUAAAAGAGGAAUCACUGGUGUCGCUCGUUCUUCGCGAUGCGCGAGAAUCGUCACGCGAACCGAAGAACAGAGAUACCGUCGCGCGGAGUCCAUCCAUUUGCGGACUCGAUCGAGAUUUAAGUUACUAUAUCUUGCUGUCGCGAACACGAUGUUACAGCGCGGGUGAUAAGUUUCCGAAAAGAACGACGAAUAUGGACAAGCUUGCUUGCCACGUCGAGCUAAGGAGCAUUAAGCCAUAUACACAUCUAUACAGGGUCUCCAGUGACUAAUGGGAUAAUCGAAAAGUGAUGAUUUUUUAGUUUAAAUAUACGAUGUCGUCUGCAGGAUACCGAUCGAAAUUGCGGGAAACAUUUCCAAAAAUAGGAGAAGAACUGCCAUAGCAACAACAAGUGAAGCGAUACAAGUAAAAAGUUAACUUGUAUUACGAAAACGAGAGGAUAUACCGUCUUAUUACAUUAUCCGCAGAUGUAUAAUUGGAUUGUUUACUGCGUGUGUUCUUUUAUUUUAGUUUUUAUUCUACCAUCACUUACGGGAGAUCCUGUAUGUAUAGUAUAUACACACACAUACACAUCCAGUCGAACACAUAACGCGUAAUGACACACGUACACGUCACAAAAAAAUUCCAUCCAUCUACCUCAAUACACACGAUAAGUGAUAGAGCAGGUCAAUAUAUGAAUCUCAGAAAACGAAGUAGAAGUACGCCGCAAAAGAGUAAUUUUUGAGCAUUGAGAGAUACCGUGCAAUGCAGCUUGCAGAAAUCAUGUCGCGACGAUGACGAUCGAUCGACAAAACUGUCUUGCUUCUUUAUUUGCGGAAAAUUUAAGCGGCUGACAAACGACGAAAGAGUAGCAUGGUGGGCAUCGUUCACGACUUUAUUGACACCAUAUAUUCACUAUAUUAUAUUUUAUUAUUAUUAUAUUAUUAUAUAUAUAAAUAUAUAUAUAUAUAUAUAAAUGUUGAGGAUAUGCAUUACUUAGAUUUAUAGAGUUUAGUAUAUGCACAUAGGGCCAAACGAAACAAAAACAUAAACAUGCGCCUUAGCAUUAUGUUCUAGGGAUGGAAUCAAGUGCGUUUGCUAAGAGAAUUCUAAAUUCUAAUUAGAUAAGUUUAACUGGAACAGACCGAAAAUUUCGGAUAACUCAUGAAAGUAUCCGAACAUUUAAUUCGUUAAAGCAAAUGUACGUAAACUUGUAAUCAUACAGGCGAUAUUAUAUAGACUAUUUUUGCUUUGCAUUUUUGCUUUGUAGUUCACAGAAAAAUUGUAUAGUAAACGGAAAAAUUGAGGUACGCGUCUUCAAACUCUUUUUUUAACUGAUUAAUACUUUUAUUUACAUUAAUACUUUUAUUUACAUUUUUAAAGAGUCUAUAUUUAUUUUAGUUUUAAUCCUCCUGUGCACAAUACCUGCCUGAUGGUAUGCACGCGUAACGAGAAAGUAGCUGCAAAUUGUGCAAUAUUUUAAUUGUAAUUAAUAAUAUAUGAUAUUUACCUGUGUCUGGCCUUUACAGCACGAUUCCGUGCUUGAUUGCAGUAAGUGCAUUUACAAGGGAAUGCAAAUGCGCGUAAAUUUAUGAGUUCCAUAAAAAGGUGCCUCUAUACAUUGAGUCGGUCGCGUCUCGCGGGCAUAUACUUUUAACUUGAUCCCAUCCCUAUGCCAUGCCGUACCUACGGAACACGACCGCACACGUGUACGAAAACGUAUACUGCGAGGAGGUACACGCAACACCUACCGACUGCGCGUAUCAACAUGCGAGACAGCACGCGUUUAAGUCUCGUUGAUCGCAGACGGCGAUUUGUUACUUAUAUCUCAUUUUUUUAGCAGCUGAAAAGAAACGAAAAAGAAACGGAGAAGUAAUCUACUGAAUGAAUGCCAUUUCGAUAUUUCCUUGGUCUUUCUUUUCGUCUCUUUUCUAUCUUUUUCUUUUUUUGGGGGGGAUUUUCCUUCAUACAAUCACCUAUCUUCGAUACGCGGAGAUAUAUCUUAGGGCUUGCCAUGACGUAGUACUUAAGUUUAGCACUCGAAUUGCUCCCGUUGACGCGACGGAUGUUAGGAGCAAACUCGGCCCUUUGCUCUUUCAUCCUCGCAGAUCGCAGCUGCGCGAAAGGUCGACUGAAAUCGAUCGUGCGUGCCGUGAUAGGGGGAGUUAAAUCGCGAUCUUGCGACAAGUAGACGCCGCUUCCGGGCGUAGACGUGUUCGGGCGCUCGGUUCCACUGCUUUCGAGUGUGACACGAGCUGGGUACUUCUUUACUACUUACUACGUACGUACGUUUACACGUGGGUGUGCGCACGCGUGCGCGUGUAUGCGAUGUCUUUAUAAACGGGGGUUCCUGAGGAGAACUUGCCGUUUUAGCGAGACAGUAGGAAAAUUAACAAUUGAAAAACUGGGCGGCGAAUUCGCGCGCGAUGCGGUAUUCGGCAUAGUUGUAAAAUGGUUCCUACUAAUAUACAUAAUAUGAGAUAAUUUCACCGGUAACAUACUUAUGGAUAUACACGUACAUGAUAAUAAUAGGUAUGUAAGAGUAUGUGUAUAGGAAAGAAAGAGAAAGAAGGAACUACAACAUAGCAGCAAUAUGUAGCAGCGUAUUAAACGCGAGUUAAACAAGAGGGAAGUUUUUUUCGUUUCCGGCCAGUGUGUGCGUUGUGGAGAAGAUGUGUCAGUAUAACUACAAUAAUUAGGAAUUUGAGUUUUGCAUACUUAUAGUUUGUAGGUUGUAUACAAUCUUCGGAAUGUAAUAACGAUUAAUUCUUAAGUGUAUUAUCGAGCACACGCGAACACACGUCCAGCGAUCGUUUUGCGAUGAAUCUUUAGGCGAGCAAUGCGUGUAAACGAUACGUCCGACGAAAACGUUAAACUGGAGAAGAUGAAGAAUUUAAGCUAAAGAAUCGAGGUUGGAUCAAAACGCUAAGAAAGUGUCCGGUGAAGGAUCAUGGGAGGAUCUGGGAGGACGCGAGGGGAAAUGACGUUUUCGACGAGUGACGUCGAAUCAAAUCAAACUGUUACAAGGAGAAUUCGUAAAGUCGCGGGGAAAAUGGACUGGCUGGAAAUUGAGAACAUAAAAAUAGCAGAGAGCGGACUUGAUAGACAAAAAGAUAGACAAAUAUCGAAGAAAGAGGAAAGAAAGGCCCGCCAAGUCUGACGACGAACAGCUACGUCGCGCCAGCCCCAUCUAAACGCCAAAAAAGGCAAAAGACUCUACUCGCAGAAAUUAUUAAUAUUAAUAACAUAAAUUAUAUUAUAUGACGAUUUUAAAAGUUAAGAGGUAUUUGGAGGAACAAGAUCACGACGUGUGAAAUUGAUUAACCACACGCCCACGUCGGAACGCAAAUACGUCACUUUUAAAUAACUUAACGACAUAACUGUAAACUUAAUAACUUUAAUGAUUUUACUUUUUCCUAGCGACAUAAGUCUCAGAAUUCGUAUUUGCUCCCUUGGACAAUUAUUCAAUCGGUAAUGCGUGAGUGAAGCGGAUUUCGCACUGAUUGCGCGUUCGAUGCGCUGAAUUUCGGGAUGUUUGAGCUGAACAUUGUAUACGAAUGCAACUGUGUAUACGAUUGUGACACUUGUAUACGACGUACGCGCGAAAAUCUAAAAAAUGAGUGCGCGAUAAAAUCGCGGGCAGGCGGGUAUUUAUUGCUCGCGCCAUGCUGUUCGACAUCCAUGGAGCUUUGUCCGUGAUUUUUUACUACGGACAUUGUUGUUAGCCGUGGUAAUCCCCUUUUUUUGACGCGUCUGCCUCUCGGACGCGUCCGCAAUUCGCGGUAUAUCAAGCCGCGGGGGCAGCAUCCCCGAACGGAGAUCGAAACGCGCAGCGAUUCCGCUCUAGAGAUGAGAAAAAAGAGAGAGAGAGAGAGAAAGAGAGAGAAAGGGAAAGUACAGGAGCGACAUCGAUCGAAAGGCAAAUCCAGGUCUAAUCGGUACAAAGAAACCACUUCUUGCCUUGAAGCUCUCUAUUAUUACGAAAAGAAGCAGGCCAUUGCGCGUGAGUCGCGCCGCGAGGAAAGAAAGAGACGCAAAUGAGAGAAGAGAGAAAUGUAAAACGAAGGAAUCUUCGCAGAGUACAAAUUUAUUCGCGGAAUUAAACCUUAAAGGGCAUUGUUACUGUAGAAAGUAAAAGCUACGAACCGAGGGGAAAAGCCGCGGACGUUCGUACUUUCCGUCUUGCGCUGAACACGCUGUAGAAGUCAAGUAAUGUGAUCACAGACAUGCACGUUAUAUAUAAUACAUAUUAUAUAUAAUAUACAUAUAUAAUACAUAUUAUAUGUAAUACAUAUAUUUACACGUACAGCACAAAAUAUGUAUUCACUAAGCAUUUUUGUACUAUGUACAUUAUUUCAUGUCAUUCUACGCGAAAGCGCGUCACGUUGAAUCACGGUUUAAAACACCGGAAACGCUGCAUAAACUUCUCAUGAUUUUUUGACCAUUGAAACGUUUUCAGCAUCACACGGCGAGUGCGAAUCUACGCGAUGAUUCUAAUGAGAGGCCGUCUGAGAAAGCUAACGAUUUAAGUGCCGCGAAAAUAUAGUAAUUAUGUAGAUCGCAAGAGAGACAAAGAAAGAGAGAGAGAGAGAGAGAGAGAGAGAGAGAGAGAGAGAGAGAAAGAGCGAGGAAGUGAAGAAACAAAAAUAGAACUCAAUCGUUCGUUUCGUGCCAUUACGAGACCACGUUAAAGUCGAUCAUGAACGCACGUUCCAACGCACAUCGUGCAAUGACCACGAGUCCUUCACUCGAUGUGCCGUUGCGAACAAGCGCGUCUGAGAUCGUCGAAACUGGCUAGAAUGACAAAAGUCGCGGCGAAUCUGACGCGCGCGAUGUUAUCGUCGACAAUUAAUGAUGAUCUCGUCGAUAAGUUUCGUUCAAUUUCCUCUUUUCACCUAAUGAUAAAACGGCGACUCGCGCAGGGUCCACUUGACAUACAUGUAACAUACAUACGCGACAUACGCAUACAGAAUUAACUUUUGCGCAUGUGAGAGACGCGUGUACACAUUAUGCAUAUUUUACAAUCCACAUAUGUACAUGUAGAAGAGCGGUUGGCGGGGUCGGAUCCGUUUAUACCUACGAAAAAAUCCGCCUUCCACUCUCCCCUCUCCCCAACCCUUCCACAUAGCAGAUAAUAGUUUCUUACGACAAUAUUUAUACAGUUAUAUACAGGAUAGUGUGUACAGAUGCUUAAUAUAUAUAUAUAUAUAUAUACAUAUAUAUAUAUGUGUGUGUGUGUGUAUAUAUAUAUAUAUAUAUAUAUUUUACAUAUUGCACAUGUAAAAUAUAUAUAUUUGCACGAAAGAGGUCCCGAAACCCGGUAUGACCCCGCCAUCCUCUACUAACCCUUUCGCCGGGUCAGUCCCCACGUUGUCAUAGUCCAUUGAUCAUAGUCCGCAAUAGUCAUCUCGAAUAAUACCACCAAUUACAGUAUUGCAAUAGCUUUUAGAGACAAUCGUGUGUGUAAACUGUAUAACGCUCCCGGCCGGCGCAAUUGACAUCUCGGCAAAAUCAUCACAAUCGUUACGCAAGAACACACGCUAAACACUCUCCGAUGCAUUUCACUGCGCACCAAACUGUUUGAGAUGCACGCGACAUUACGGAUUUCUCUUCACAGGAAGUUCUUCAUCCUUCAAGAGGGAUGCGGUGAAAUACAGCAGAAUUUUUGUGUCUGUCAUCUUCUCUUUCACUUAAGUAUCUGUUCUUUUUGUUUUGCCGCGAGAAAAAAUGUUCGAUAUUUCAAGCAGAAAACGAGAAAAGAGAUAUUGAUUGAAAAAUUAUGUGUAAUUUUAAAUGUCUAUCCUUUAAAUUAAAUCGCAUUAAAUCGAUAAUCCUCCUUAAGUGGCUUUGGAAACUUUCAGACAAUUGGCAACUAUUUCUGUUUUUUGUGUUGCUAGAAUGUAGUUUAUUGCGCUCGUUCAACUUUUCACGUGCUGCCUGUACCACUCACAGUCUUCAGUUCAUCAACUUCAGCCUCGAUUGGCAGACAUUCAUCAUUCUAUAUUCUCGUGUAAAAAUCCCAAAGAAGGUUCAGCAAAACCUUAUAAUAGUCACAGCUCACCAAAUCUCACGACUACUUUGUGUAGAUUACAACAAGAUUCACAAUAAUACACUUCAAUGACUGACCCAACAUCUCUUCAUCUCAGUAUAUCUCGUGAAACGUUCGAGCCAUUACUUUCGUCUCGAUUAUCAAGUUUCCAUCGUCAAAAAACGCGUGUGACCAGUUGCUCAAAGAGAUAUCGCAGAUGACGAGUUUAGCACUCGCUCUGGAAUAACUGACCGCGUUUUCCGACUUAUCGGAUUUCGAGGAGCGAGUGCCAGAGCCGAUACACACAUUCUCCAGAAUAAGUUUCUAAUUUAAGCUCCUCAUGGUACUCCGACGUUCGGUAUUUAAUUCAGCGGAUAUGCAAACAGCUGUGGCGCUUGCACGCAGUAACUCUUGAGGAUCGAUCGAAUUUCCAAAGCGGCGCCGUGUAAAAACCCUUCGCGACCGUCUGUCGCUGCCUGCAAGGGUGGCCCGUCGUUGCGGGGUUUUUCGUGUUACACGGCGGAAGAAGGAGUUAAGGCGCACGUUGUUAACUCACGGCGAAACGACGGUAACGAUAUCGGUAACGACCGGGGUCUCCGCUAUCGGCGAUAAUAACGCGAGCGAGUUGGAAGCUCGUAAAGGCCCCUCAAUCGGCCGAAUGUGUGCGUGCGCGCGCGCACGCCUCGCUUCCACGGUGAUUAUAAAGGCGGAUUAACGACGCCAUAAACGCGGUGAGCCUUUUACGAACUGUCUGGCCGCCGCUCGUUCGAAUCCGAACGAGAGCGAGCUGUUCGAGAUGCAAAUACGAACCCACCGCGAGGAUGGACGCGACUUUUUCGCAACUCGCCGACUUCUACCAGAGUAUCCAUCGAUUAUCGCUGCCGUGUCCGAAGAAACGCGAAAAACUAAUAGUCCCCUGGAAUUUGUUCGAGCGUAAUCCGAGUUAAGUCGCCUCGCGCGAGAAACGUGAGACGUAAAUUCGGGCUCAGCUCGCGAAGAAUCAGUCGGGCGAAUAGUGAGGAUGCGCGUGUGGCCGGGAGCGAACCGCUGUCUCAGGUACUUAAUAACCAACACGAUGUAAUAAUGCAUUAUGUAAAUGUAAUAACAAACUCAGGAAAUCUGAAGCAGCCAGGCCGUGAUACUAUACUUAUAGAGACUACUACUACUACUACUACUACUACUACUAUUACUGCGAGUGUGAUUCUUGCGUUAAUCUGGCGUGGGCAACCCGCGUCUCACCUGUUUUAAGCUGUUUAAUUUCGAUUGUUUAUUUUUUAUUUGUUACAAGAUUAUCCGGUCGAAAAUGACUAGGCACGCAUACAUCGUGCAUGUCGACGCGCGCGCAAAUUCAUUCGAUCGUUUUAUCUGUUUGACGAAUGUAUAAUUGAGUUGAGCGGUUUCGAUUAGAGAGUCGAAAACUAUGUUGUAUACAUAUGCAUGAUUAUAAUCUGUGCGUUAUGGUUUGUACAUUGUAAGCUGUAACGUCUGACUUGAUUGUAUAAAACCGCAAAAAUGUUUGAGUUGGUUUUUGUGCUUAUUUCCGAUCACAUUUCUUCAAUGGCAUUGCACAUUGUUAUUAUUUUUCUUUGUGUAAACUAUUAACGUUUCUCAUGCGGCUUAAUUUUAUAAUUCAAAGUUAAUUGUUUGAAAGAGCAUUAAUUAUUUUAUUUUCCGUUUUAAUCGUAAUGAAAGACGAGUUUUAGUAUCUAUUGAGUUAAGUAACUUUCCAAUAGCAUUCAGAUCCUUUUAAAUAAAGGAAAUUAUCACGUUUUAUUUUCGAUACAAUUAAAAAUCGUUACACAUGAUACGAAAAGGAUGAGAUAGAUUUUUGCGCGCGCACAUUUGCAGAGAGGAAAAACAGAAAGGGAAUAAUUGUGAAAUCACCACAGCUACCUCCAUAUUAUUGAAUAUCAGUCUUCUUCUCGCGCUAUACUCACGCUCAUACGCAUACCAUAUAUUACUUCAUGAAAAUUCGUGCGUCAGUCGCGAAUUAACUCUCUGUAAUAAAAUAUAUAUUAUAUACAUAUAUCAUGUAUACACGAUAUUUACACAUAGUCACACACGAGGUAAUGUAGCUUCCACAGAUUUAGGUUAAGGGAUUACCUCCUUGCACGGAACGCAGUCGAGCGAAUAUAAAUAAUGACGAAUGAACGGAUCAGUAAUUUAUAAGUUUCAACGAUCGAUUCGCGCGUGUUUUUCUAAAACAUUCUUCGCAAAAUUGCACGAUAAUUCUUGAUUACGAUGGAAUAUAAUUACUUUUAUAAUGACAAUUUCGACCCACUUUUAUACAGGACGAAUAAUUGAAAACUGAAAUAGCUAUACUAAAUUUGAAAAUAUGAAAAAAUAAGGAUGUGAUCUAAUGUAAUUUUAAGAGACAAAUAUGAUAGAAGCAGAGAAAAAUUUUCUUCUGAGGAUUAUUAUUUGUUAAGAGAAAUAAGUAAAUAAAAUUAUUUUUCCAUGGUUUUUCCAAGUAAGAGCUAUUCUAGUGUGCAACAUUUUUCCUAAUCACGCAAAAACGGUUAAGAGAAUAAUUUUGCAACUGCUCUAAUAGCUUAAAGUACAAUUUCCGAGACAGAAAUAAAUAUUCAAUAUAGUUAUAUUUAUAUCGGCAAUCUCAUACAGGUGACAGGUCCUAUUCUAAACAUGGGAAACAGGACACCAGGUAAUGAUAGGCAAUGAGAUUUCCGGCUAAGAGAAUGGGGCUAAGGAAGCUUCUGUCUUGCUGAUGUUCUCUUUGCUGUAAGGUGUACUCUCAAGGAUUAAUUGAGUCUGAAACAUUUGAUCAGGCGAGAAGCCUGCAAAGGUUAACAAUCCUCAAUAAUCCUCACGAGACACCUAUUGCUUGCUGAGACACCCAUUGCUUGGUAGGAUUAAUGAGCCUCUGACAAUGAGACAUUCGUCUUAAUGACCCAAUGAGACAUUUGUUAAAGUUUCUUUUUAACAAAUGUAUAAUCGAUAAUAAAGUUAAAUGUAUAUAUACAACUAUGAAUAUAAUUAGAUAACAUAAUUAAAACAUAUUUAAAUAUAAAUACUGUAGAUAGAUAUAGAUAGAUAUAGAUAAGAAGAUUGUAUUUACUUAUAUUUAAAGAUUUGUAAGAAAUUUAUAAGAUUUGUAAGAAAUGUAGUUAAAAAUAAAUUUAGGGAUUUAGAAUUUAGGAAUGAUCUAGUUGAGAGAUGGUACAGAUAGAGAAGAAAAUUCUACAUGAGAGUUCUAAAACAGAGAAUUUAUCUUAAAUAAGUUUAGAAAAAAGAAGAGAAAAUAUUGAAAAACACAAUGUUAUAGCAUCGCCAUGUAGAAAGAUUAGGUACAUCUCUUAGUGUCUCAUUAACGUGUCACAUCGAGUAUAUAUACAAUAUACAAAACAAGUCUCCAUCGGAAAUCACUAAAUAUCGAAAAUGCAUAUUCAGAUUUUUUGUAAGUUUUAUGAAUGCGAGAUAGAAUAAAAAGUAGAUCAGAAUCAAUAUUGCAGCCACACAAAAACAUAGUCUCGCCGUCAUAGCAAAAAUUAUCUACAGAUAUGAGUAAUUAGUUAAGAUAGAUAAAUAAGUAACAAACAUAUGCGAUAUCGCAUAUGUUUGUUAUUUAAUCAAUAUAAAGAAAAAAUUUCUAUCUAAACUGGUGAAAUGUAGCAAAAAAGUCUUUCUGUGGCGCCGAUCUAGGUUAAAGCCAGUCACACUUCUUAUAAAAACUAACUGUGGUAGGCAGAAAAGAUCAGCGAUGAAAGACAAACGACAAUACAAUUCUCACACCUAUCUGGACUUACUUGCUUUUUGAUAUUGAAAGAUAUUGUUAGAAUGCUGUUGCUGCCACAAACAGUCUUUUAGCAAAUACAAAAAGCAGUGAUAAAUUUUGACUAUGACAUUUAGAAUUCUACCUAAAGCAGCAAAAUAUUUUUUUGAGUGACAAAUAUCGAGAAAAUGAAGUGAAUGCAAGAAAUACGACAUAGAAAUCAUCGGGUAUAUUACGCGCGACAAGCUCCAAUAACGUACGAUUUUCUUAACAAUAGUAAUAUACUGCUGCUGCUAUGGCUAGUAUUUCUCGUUGUUAACGUACACAAUGACUGCACUUCAAACAUGCAUCUAGAUGCACACGCACUUAUUUCAGUUUUAGUUCAUCUUACCUAAGUUUGAUUUUAAACCAAUCAUGAGUAAGAUAAUUCCACCAAUAUUAAUGUGAAAAACAAGAGCUUAUCAUUUUAAGUGAAAAUGAUCAAAAAAUAAACUAAAAUGUCUUUUAUUUUAUACUGUUUACAAUUACAAACGAAAUCGAUAAUACACAUUUACGUUACCGUUUGCAUCGACUUCGUUUUCUCGUAUUUGCUUUAGUUUCUUAUGAAACUUUACCAGAAGAGGCUAAUAUUAUCUGAAAAAAUAAUUAUGAUUUAGGAAUUAAAAAUAUUAUGUACAAUUGGAAUUAGAGACAUUGUAUAUGAGUCUAUAUAUAAGUUAUGAUUGGACACGUUAUUUUUUCAAAAUUAUCCAUUAUUGUCAAUCAUUAUACGUAGUAACAAAAGAUUUGUUUUUUAUCGUUAAACUAGUGGACAUCUAUAGAAUUUGAAAAGAAACAGGUUGAGACUUGAUGAAAAAAGAGGAGAAGAGAACUAGUGCUAUACAGUGCAGUCAGUUCAGAAAACAAACUUAAUAGCUACCAUUAGUGUGUUACUAAAAAAAAAGUAACACUCUUAUUCAAAAAUCGUAGAAGUAACCCAAAAGAGUUACUUAAGGGCAGUUCUAUAUUAGUUGCAAAUCGCAAGAUCGUAAGAAAAUUUAUUAAUCAGAUUCGUAAAUUCGAUCGUUCUUCUUACGAUCAAAGAAGAAUUGACUAUGAUUGAUCAAGUUUAUUGCAAUCUUGAGACUUGCAACUAAUGUAGAACGAUUUUAAAAGAAGUAAUAACGGUAGUAACGCGUUACUUUUCGAUCCUGGCAUAAGCACACAUGUAAUCGUAUGUAAUCUACCUAAUUAUAAUGUGUGGCACUAAAAGUUUUUAAAAUUGUGCCAAUUGAUCCAUCUGAUAAUAACAUUUAAUAGAAACAUAUAAAUGCUAUUAUAUAUUAUUUCAGUGAAAAAACCAUGGAACAUGAAAAAUUCGUAAAUUAAAUAUCUUUAUUCCGAAAAAGUUCUUUCUGUCAUAUUUGUCUCUUAAAGUUACACAUAUUAUGUCGCUUCAUAUUUCUUUUUAUAUUCAAAUUUUAGAAGAAUUACUAAAGUAUUCUAUUUACUAUAGAUCAUUCUUUGUGGCCUAACAUCUAGCACUUGAUUUACCUUUAAAAUAUAUCAAUUGCGAUUUGCAAGCCGAUUUCAUCUUUUUUUGUCUUUUUGUCGUGCAUUUGUCGCUUGUGCAUUAUUGCAUUUCUCACAGCUAUCGCGAAUUCUAUAAACGCUGUUAUCAAACAAAUGAUCUCUUAUACAUUUAUUCGUGAUUGCCGCAGUUUCCAUCAUUUGUCAUCGCAAUUUCUAUCAACUGCUAAUGAUCAAUAUUACAUUGUGUUUUAUUCGUCCUGUGCACUGGCCGUAUAAUCUUUCGGUAUUAUAUACGUAAAAUCACAUCAGCGUUAAUUGGCAAUUAUUUCACGUUAGCUUCCUAGAGUUAAACGAGCAUUUCCAGUUAUGAGCAACACACGCGAAUAAUCAAAGUGCUGUUCCCAUUUUAGAAACGAUCGUUCCGCGAAUGCGAUCGGAAACUUUCGGCUCGGCACGCGGCUCCAAUCGCGCUUCACGAAAGGUGUAAAAACGAUCUACCUCAACCGCGCACGAUAGGUUCAUUACAAGAACGUCGGAUAUAUAUACACCCAUGUAUAUAUACCGUGUCAGGUGUGUAUCUCAGCUACGAGAUGCACGACGAUGCACUGCCAGGCACCAUCGCGCUCGACUGCUCCGUGAUCGACAGUGUUGAAUUCCAAAAUCACAAUGCAAUACCUUGUACUUACUAUUGUUUUUACGAGUCGUGACACCGGUUAGUGAUUUGUACCGUUGAAUCGACAUAUGAACGAAGAGAUCGCGUGAGUGUACAUGACGAGGAACGAGAGAGAGAGAGAGAGAGAGAGGGAGAGAGAGAGAGCGAAUGAAUGAACGAAUGUGUGUAAUUUAUUACGCGCUUCGGAACGAGAAGUCCCCUCAGUCGCUGGACAGAACGACGAAACAUGUACAUAAAAAAAGAGAAAAGAAAGAUGGAAAAAAAUAGAAUCACAAAAUCUAAUAGCCUUACGUGGAAAGAGAAACGGCUGUUAAAGGAAGGCAGAAGACAUGGAUUUUUAACACGAAUAGACAUUCGUUAAUAAUAACGAUGACGAGAAAUAUAAUUUCUCAUUAGAUACAAAUCAAUGCCGGAAGUUUGUUCUACGUAUCAGCGGCUGCAUAUGCAAAAUUAUGCUAACUGAGUUUCGUUUCACAGAGGAAGAGUAACAAGCUAUUGAAGAAAAGAAAAAAACGAUAGAAGAGAGAAGGAGAGACUUAAAAGGAUAUUUCCGCUUUUGAGUCCAUCGCCAUAAAAAAUAAAAAAACUGGUAAAACAAUUAAUAUUUUUUAUAUAUACACACAUACAAUCGAAUCUCGUCUAUUAAUUUUUCAUAGUCAUUUUCUUAUAUCAAUUAAAUGCCAUCGUCACAAGUAGUUGCAGGACAGAGAUAGGCAGACGAUUGAAGGGAGGGAAUAAAAGUAAGAAUGAGUGAGUACGUGUGCUUACUAUGCUAUAUUAGCAUAUUACAUGCUAUAUAUAUAUAUAUAUAUAUAUAUAUAUAUAUAUAUAUAUAUAUAUAUAUAUACAUACAUGUACACAUAUAUUAAUUAUACACAUAUUGGGGAAUGAGAAAGAAAAAGCGAAAAUAUAUCUAUAUACGUGAUAUUUUAUGGGCAACAUCAUCAGGGAUUUAUCAUAACCAUAAGCAUAUACGCAUAGUAUCUUUCUAGUGAUAAAGCGCCAUAAAUUCCUAACUUAUUUUGUAACGCGUGUCAGAUCUGACAACACGGUCGCGAAACCAAUGAGUGUGCAAUCUCGACGUACUCGACGUCGUUAGAACUUUGCGAAAACGAUCGAGCGAUACGUUUCAAGGAUCUGUUUGGUAAUAAGUGAGUCCGUACAACAUUAAACAUUAGAUCGCAAUCAGUUUUUUUGCGAAUUUAGCGAUUCCAUUGGCAUUUUCAGUGCGAUACAAACAAAUGUCUCAACUGAAACCGUUAGACUGUCGUUCGUGCAGCGAGUUCUUUGCCAAAUUUUAUUUUUAUAGUAGCGUCUGCAUUUCUUUCAUCUGUGAAUUUGGAAUCAUCUUUUCAACCACAACGAUCCAAACAGCCGGUAAGAUCAUCCGUAAAAUAUUAAUUAAAAACAUUAUCGAUCCGGUUUUUAUUGUUAUCGACAGUCCGCAUAAUUUGCGUGAAUCAUCCGCUGUUAUUUCGCUAGUUCCCGACGUAGUUUGCAUAUUGAUUGUACACAAAACAGAGUGCGUGCGAGCGCGUAGUGUGUGCGCAUGCAUGUGUGUGUGUGUGUGUGCGUGUGUGUGUGUGUGUGCGUGUGUGUAUGUGUGCACGCGUGUGCGAGAUGUGAGAUUGAGAAAGAAAGGAAGAACUAAAGAGAGUAUACAAAAAAUAAGGAAAGGCGGAUCAUUGUAAUUACUGCGAUCUCUUCGGAGUGCUCGUUCAAAAUGAACUCGACAUUCUCCAACAUUAGUUACUAUCGUUAAGGUGCUUCACUAUUGUUGAUGUUUUCUUCUUUUAUUAUUGCGGCUAUUUAAGAUUAAUAUUAUCAUUACUAUUAUUAUCUAUUUCGACACUCACUUAUCUUUUUUUUGCAUUUUUCUUUCUAUUUCUUUUCCUUUCUAUUUUAUUUUUUAUUUCUUCUAAUAGAGCAUAUAAGAAAGUGCGUCUGUCUCGUUGUUUGAGAAUAGCUAGGAAGAAAUCUAGGAGGUGUUAUUGACUCUCAGCGCGUACAUUCGCGAAGAUUUCCCGUGCGUCUUCUCCUUUUUUCUAGUUUUCUCAGUCGAUUUUGAUUUUUCUUCGCGGCGUUCUCACUCACCGAGACAGACGUGGUCAUUAGAUGAUUACGUUACUAUUAAUCAUUAGAUUACGUUAAACAUUGACGAAAAAUAAUUGACGUGAAACAGACGUGAACAUGCCAGUACAGCGUACAUCUUCGUUUUCCUUUCACUACGGAAUUCUGCUCUUUUCCCCUCCUUUUUGUCAUCCCUCCUUUUUGUAAAUAUCAUGCAAUCUAUUUAUCGACAGCCAAACGUUUCCUUCAUCCCGUUUUAUUCUCUUGAAUACGAAUAUUAAAAACGUUGAUUAAAAACCGUUGCUAAACAUGCGUUAGUCAGCUGCUUGCAUCAAUGCGUAAGAUCACAAUCGUAUAAUGUAGCUAUAAAUAAGUAUAAAAGUAAAAAAAGAAACAUUAAGUUAAGACGAGUCGCAAAUUGUAACAGCCCACAUACAACUAAGUAAUUAGGCAAUUAACGGAUAGAGACAAGAUGUAGAACAAACAUAAGCAAGAGUCAAUUUAACAAAAGCGAAUGUUUUACAGUGGACGACACAGUGGGAGCUAGUUCGGUAUCUACUAUUAGAGAGAAUAUAUAUAGUUACUGCAUUUCUGUAAGAGGGUGUAGAAGGGCAACAAGGAAUUGACAUAUUCACAAUCUAGGAAAAAAGCCGGACUUGUUUUCUCUCAAGGAUGCCUUACAUCUCCCUCAUCUUCGUUCUCCUCACAUUGUACUGCGAUAUUAUUAACGUACAUAACAUUAUUAUUUACGGUUAAUUGCGUUACUAUUUUCUUUAAUUGAUUUUAUUUUUUUGCUAUCCUUAGCAUGUAAGAAUAUUUCUUGCCAAGAUUUUAAUAAAUAUGUUUGGAAAGAAGAGGUUGGCAGAGAGUUGUGUGUUUACUUGAGUUCCGUGUGCUUCUUUCAUUUCCUUUCUAUUCGUGCACGUUCGUUUUGCCGGGAGACAUUCGCAAAUGACAAUUCUCCACGCGCGUCUUGUGUACGUCGAGAUCUGCAACUCACCGCAUCUAAUGUAAUCAGAGAUUCGCCGGCAUCAUCGGGAGAAGUCUCGACCAAAGUACAAAAUUUACCGUAAUUAGGAUUAUACGCCUAGGAAUGGGAGAGGCAGCGCAUACUCGCGCUAACAAAAGCGCGUACCACUUGAGAUUUGGUGUAUCGAGCGAUUUGAGGAAAUUUUUCGAGGAAAAGGGGUAAUUGUGAGGGUCGAACAUCAUCGGUGACGAACAGAGCGAAUCUCUAGCUCUUUCGGAGUCUGCCGGCUUUUAGAGAUACGAUUAAAUUUAAGCUUACUUCGAAGGUAAUCGGCGAACGAUGAACACUAUCUCGGCGUGUUUUCGUCGCCAUUAGAAAUUUAUCGAUGCUAGAGCGUCACGAGACGGAAAGGAUCGAAGGGCGAAUUGCUCGGCAAUUACCUCGACGCACAGGACACAACUGAUGUAUGCCGUAAGAUACUUCGUAUUUAAGGGAAAGAAGAGGUAUAAACAUGUAUUCGAACCCGUAGUUAUAGGUAGACACUUACGUAACGUUAUUGUUAAUCGCGUCCAAUAUAUGUAUUGAGUUAAUCGUGGAUUGAUCGACGUGAAUGAUAAACGAAAGUGGCGCGUGCAAAAGCAAGGUAUUCCCGUUUGGCGGAAAUCUUUCUCCGCUGUAUUAAAGUAAUUUAUUUCCAAAUCGCCUAAUUGUGACAAACAUUACCGGAAUGCACUCUAACGUUACACAAAGAGAUGUAGAAUUUCACUGAUGAACAAUUGCGCAACACAAAGACAUUUUCAGAUUCGAUGUUCCCUGCUUGUUGAUUGUCGUGUGAACCUCACGAUUCGCAUUUUUCCAAAUUCUCUGAUUAACAAAAAUCGCUAGAGGAUAUCUGUCGGACUCCUGUAACUUGACGCAAAUUCACCGCGAUGGCAAAACGACGCUCUGGAAAUCCGGGCAUUCGACGCGCGACGUGCCGCGAGAGAAAAGCUCGCCUUUAAUACGGAUGCGCGCGACGUUUCCAUCGAUUCGACGUCGCGUAUUUCACGUACAGCGCGAGCAAGCAUUUUCUUGGUGGAAACGAAUCUUCCUGAAUCGCAAUCGCGUGGACGGACAAAGCCUCGUACGAACGGCAGCGAUUUUUCCUACUGACAGAGAGGCCUGUACGCCUUCCCCUUUAUGCAAAGAGACGACUAUUAUUAAUUAAUUUUUUUCCCUAUUCUGAAAUAUAUAUAUAUAUAUAUAAAUGCCAUCACGAUCGAUGAAAUUUUGCGCUGCGUAUGCUCUGACAAUUUCUAAUUCACGUUCACGUCAACAGUGACAGGGAGAUUUUGUUAGUCACAGCUACGAAGCUUGUGAUUUAUUUUUAAUAACGGAAUAUUUCAUGCAAAACAAAUUUUUACUCGUCACGGUAUCGUAGUAAAUUCUCGUGACAGAUAUGUGAAAGGUUUAAACAUACCUUCCUUUUGCACACCGCUACUCUCGAUUUAGGAGCUCGUGUGUUGCGUUGCUCGGUGCCUUCUUGCGGCCUGUUUGUACGCAAACUGCACCAUACAUUCGUCCAAGCGUUUUACUCGCCGACAAAAGCACCGUUUCCGAUAAAUGAUACCUUAAAUUCGUAUUUAAUCUUUAUAAAUAUCGAAAAGACAAUAUUUUUAUUUUUAUUGAACGCACAUUAACUGCCUAUAUUGAUUGACAUCUACCUUUCAAAUACAACUCUCUAUAAAUGUACUCAUAACAAUAAUCGGGAAAUGUAAACAUAAUAACAAGAUUCGUCACGUUACCAACAACUAAUGAUUUUAUCUUCUCGCGUUAACUGUCCCUACAAUUUACAGUUUGUACUCGAUAUGAUAUAAUACUUUGUAACGUCUUUACUACUUCCAAGAUUUUACAAUUUUCUACAAAGGUGUAGCAGAUCGUAAAAAAAAAGUAUUCUAAUCUGAAUUUUCUCAGAUUCUAUUAUCCCACGAUAAUAGAUAAUAGAAACACUCCAGAGGAAUCCGAUAUUCAUAAAAUUGACGCGAAAUUAUUACGAGAAUUUGUAUAAGUGAAAAGAAAUUUACAAAUCCUUCCCUCCUCAACGCCAUAAUAGAUCGGACAGAAACGGCGCGUAAUUGAAUGUUUAAAUGAGCGGACGAACGCGAAGUACAUCAGGCGAUCACAGUUCCUAUUUUGCCCCCAUGCAUACAUUAAUAAAGGGCACUACGUAUGUAUACAUUGAUAUGAAUAAGUAAGAAGAAAAGUGGUAUAACUAUAUUUAGGUAUUAAGCGAGAGCCGACAAGUAUACAAUAAGUUUAGAUCACUAUAUCAUAUUGUAAACGGAGAUAGUAUACGUCAUAGUGAACCGUAUAUGUAUACACGUGUACUCUUUAUGAUGUGUAGACGCGUAAUUAGUGGCGAGAGGCGGAGUUCAUUUUUUAUAACGAUAAAACAUCGUGAGUACGACUGAUAUAAUUUCGAGAUUCUCGAUAAGAGCCGCUCUUUCGCAUGCAAGGCGCGCUUUCUAAACAUUAUCAUUCACGAUCGUUAUUUCUCGCGCAUCCACUUUUCGUGGAUCCAAACUUGUUUCUGCUCUUUCUUUUGUUGCCAUUGUUAUCUUUUAUGGGGUACAUUGUACCCGGCAGUAUAGUAUUCUAAGUAGAUAUUUGUAUAUAUACGGUUAUAUUGUAGAAAAAACAUGCUAAUUAAUAAAAUUCAUAGAACGUAA
Odontomachus brunneus is the source of this 20103-nucleotide messenger RNA. Its product is annotated as protein abrupt. The coding region runs from base 558 to 2405 and encodes 615 amino acids. The record is from RefSeq and is a predicted model, not a curated record. Gene Ontology annotation, cellular component: nucleus. Gene Ontology annotation, biological process: regulation of transcription by RNA polymerase II. NCBI's taxonomy places the organism in Eukaryota, Metazoa, Arthropoda, Insecta, Hymenoptera, Formicidae. Gene Ontology annotation, molecular function: protein binding. The transcript is spliced from 6 exons.